UACGUCCUGGGGCAUGACUCUCCAAUUUAAGAUUUGAGUGGCGCCGUCUCACAUGCAGCUCUCAGGCGCCAUGAACGACCACCUAUUUAAGCAUCUUCACUCCUCUCAAGUCUCAUCCUUCCCCACUUAACUUCACCACAAGUUUCGUUGCUUCAUUCCUGCUGCAGAACAGAGUGCUGCUAACUAGCAAUUAAUGGCGAGUAUGAUGGAACGAAUUGACUUCUCGCGUAGGUGCGUGUUGGUGACCGGUCCAGUGAUCGUCGGGGCUGGACCUUCUGGGUUGGCGAUGGCGGCGUGCCUCAAGGAGCACGGUGUGCCGUACGUCGUCCUCGAGCGCGCCGACUGCAUCGCCUCGCUUUGGCAGAAGCGCACCUACGACCGCCUGAAGCUCCACCUGCCGAAGCAAUUCUGCCAGCUGCCGCGGAUGCCGUUCCCGGAGGACUACCCGGAGUACCCUUCUAAGAGACAAUUCGUUGAAUACGUGGAGGGCUACGCUAGGCACUUCGAGAUCCGCCCCCGGUUCAACCAGGCCGUUCAGUCGGCCCGGUUCGACGAGAUCAGCGGGCUGUGGCGGGUGAGGACGACCGGGGCCGGCGCCGAGUCCGGCAACCGGAACCUCGAGGUCGAGUACAUUUGCCGAUGGCUGGUGGUGGCCACCGGCGAGAACGCCGAGAAGGUGAUCCCCGAGCUCGAGGGCCUUGGGGAGUUCGGCGGCGAAGUGACGCACUCCUGCGACUACAAAUCCGGCGAGUCCUACCGCGGGAAGCGCGUGCUCGUCGUCGGCUGCGGUAACUCCGGCAUGGAGCUCGGCCUCGACCUUUGCGACCACAAUGCGUUCCCGGCCAUGGUUGUUCGUGACUCGGUUCAUGUACUGCCGAGGGAGGUGAUGGGGAAAUCGACGUUCGAGCUGGCGGUGCUGCUGAUGAAGUGGCUGCCGGUGUGGCUGGCGGACAAGAUCCUGCUGCUGUUGGCGUGGCUGGUGCUGGGCGACAUCGAGAAAUAUGGCCUGAGGCGGCCAUCGACGGGUCCCCUGGAGCUCAAGAACGGGGAGGGGCGGUCCCCUGUUCUGGACAUAGGCACCCUCGGCAAGAUAAGGUCCGGCGACAUCAAGGUGGUGCCCGGCAUCAAGCUGUUCUCUCCAGGAAGAGUGGAACUCGUCGACGGCCAGGUGCUCGAAAUCGAUUCUAUCAUCCUGGCCACGGGAUACCGCAGCAAUGUCCCCCAAUGGCUUCAGGGAUGCGAUUUCUUCUCCAAGGAUGGGUUUCCGAAGAUUCCAUUUCCAGACAGGUGGAAGGGGAAGAGCGGGCUCUACGCGGUGGGAUUCUCAAGGAGAGGCCUCGCCGGAGCGUCAUCGGACGCGGUGCAGGCUGCAUCGGACAUCGCGAGGUUGUGGAAGGAGGACGUGAAACCGUGCCGGUCGCGGCCUGCCGCCGCUUGCCAUCGCAGAUGCAUCUCACAGCUCUGAAAUAAAAUCAUUUUCUUUCCUUGCUU
Molecule: messenger RNA, 1491 nt
Organism: Zingiber officinale
Lineage: Eukaryota; Viridiplantae; Streptophyta; Magnoliopsida; Zingiberales; Zingiberaceae
Product: probable indole-3-pyruvate monooxygenase YUCCA5
Exons: 3
Coding region: 194-1465 (423 amino acids)
Molecular function (GO): flavin adenine dinucleotide binding; NADP binding; N,N-dimethylaniline monooxygenase activity
Source: RefSeq, a predicted model, not a curated record